Molecule: messenger RNA, 258 nt
Organism: Gongylonema pulchrum
Lineage: Eukaryota; Metazoa; Nematoda; Chromadorea; Rhabditida; Gongylonematidae
Source: the annotation of a GenBank genome assembly
AUGUGUUGUUGUGAAGUGUACUGCUUUGCAGGGAAGUCGUCGAUUACACUGCGCUUUGUGUAUGGCAGUUUUCCUGAUGCAUAUGACACGACGAUCGAAGAUAUUCACUCGAAGCAGCACAAAUUCAAUGGGCGACAGUUCGCAUUACAAAUAACCGAUACUGCUGGCCAGCAAGAAUAUUCGUUGUUUCCUCGAAGCUGUGCGAUCGAUAUCGAUGGCUACAUUUUGGUGUAUGCGAUCGAUGAUCGACGAUCGUAA